GGGGAAUAAAUUAAUGUGUGGCUGAUUGACACUCUAGUUGCAUACAUUGAGUAUGAAUUUGGGAUAUAAAAGAAAAAGUGGAAAUGCUCACAGGUAUUGCACGUCACCUGGCUUCUGCUGAACAAGAACGACGCAGUUGCCACGAUGAAGUACAGUCACCUAUCAGCCAUAGUGCUGAUAAGCUUGCUGGUGAGCCAUUCCGUGGCACAGACGACAUUGUCGUUGACCAAUACGGGUAUCCUUGGUACCGCUUUAGGACUGGGUGCCUUAUACUAUUUAUAUGAACAGAACAACAGACUACCUCCGUUUCCUCCAAUACUUCCUCCACCGCAGUUAUAUGGACCAAGCUGGGGCCCUAAUCCUUUCUGGCGGCCACGACACCCUCCUCCACCACCACCACCACCACCACCACCACGACGACCACCAUUUUUCGGCCCCAUAUAUGGCUCACCUCUAGGUUGAUCCGGUUCUGACAUUUCUCUGAGGGUCCGGAGUGACACCAAUGGGACAUGGAUACAGGACACUCUAUAUCAGCUGCGUUGUUAACAUUUUUUUUACCAAUAAAUUGUAUAUAUAUGUAUA
Molecule: messenger RNA, 582 nt
Organism: Pecten maximus
Lineage: Eukaryota; Metazoa; Mollusca; Bivalvia; Pectinida; Pectinidae
Product: submaxillary gland androgen-regulated protein 3B-like
Exons: 3
Coding region: 145-462 (105 amino acids)
Source: RefSeq, a predicted model, not a curated record